AUGUCCUUCAGCUUCGGCCAGGCGACCGACGGCCGCUCGAGUUUCUCGCUCCCUACGAGCGCCGCGGCGCCUCCUUCGGCCUCGACGUCUUCUUCUGCGUCUUCUGCAGGUAAUUUCAGCUUUGGCGCGACCGCGGGGGGCGUCUCGACGCCGUCAGGAGCUCCGUCCAGCGGCUUCUCCUUUGGCGCAGCGACUUCGAAGGCGCCAGCAGCUCCUGCGACCUCUUCCGGCUUUGGAUUUGGUACAAGAAGUGGUACAAACAGCACGUCGACAGCAGCAGCAGCAGCAGCUCCAAGCACAAGCGGGUUCAACUUUAGUGGGACGUCGAAAGCGCCGUCGUCGGGCUUUAGCUUUAGCGCCCCGGCGACUGCUGCGGCUACUGCUGCUACUUCAGCGUUUGGGCUGGGGACGAAGCCAGUGGCAGAUGAAGUUACGGCGCCGGCUGGGCUGAACAGUACGGGAGCUGCUUCGAAAGCUCCUACUUUGACGACGACGUCGACGACUCUGGGUGGGUUUACUUUCGGAGCAACGAGUGGAACGCCAGCACCGGUUGCUGCUACUUCAGAAGGGACGAAGCCCGCGACGACGACGUCCACGGGGUUUUCGUUUGGUGGUGCCAUUUCUACUUCAGCAGCACCAGCAGCCAGUGGUGAAGAGAGCAAGAGCGAGGCAACGACGACCUCGAUAGUGCCGUCGUUUGGAUUUGGCAUGUCGACAGCUACUUCCGGUGCUAGUGGAGCACUGACCCCAGCAGCUACGUCGACGGCAACGACCACAGCUAUGACUACUUCUACGACUACUGCUACUUCAAGUCCAGUUGCAGAGACGGAGAAGCCUCCUGCUGAGUACAUGGGUCGAACUAUUGAGGACAUUAUUAAUGCGUGGAGCGAGCAGCUCGAGCGCAAUGCUGACACCUUUACUACCGAAGCUGUGAAAGUGAGCAAAUGGGAUAGCGACCUUCUGGAUAGCCAGAGAAAGUUGGGGGACAUUGCUGGUGACGUGCGGCGUAUUCAAGUCGCGCAGAACGAGUUAGAUUCGAACCUCGACACGAUCUUUGCGUACCAGAUGGAGCUGAAGUCGACGCUUGAGCAACUGGAAAAGAGUGUGGACAAGAUGUAUGAGUCGCAGCAUCAGAUGCCCGUGGCCGCCGACAUUGAGCGUGAGCAGACGCUGCAGUUGUCGGUGGAUCUCGACGACCAGCUGAACUCGAUGACGACGACGUUGAAAGAGACGGUCGAGAAAUUGAAUAAGGCCCAGGACGACGCAGCUGAUGAGAACAAUCCAAUGGUGCAGAUCAUGAAGGUACUGAACGUACACCACAAUUCGCUGCAGUGGAUCGAAGGCACCACUGGUCGGAUCGAUAGUGAAAUUGCACAGCUGUCGAGUAAGCUGCAGAAUUCGUCAAUUUAA
Messenger RNA from Peronospora matthiolae, 1410 nucleotides. The record is from the annotation of a GenBank genome assembly. NCBI's taxonomy places the organism in Eukaryota, Oomycota, Peronosporomycetes, Peronosporales, Peronosporaceae.